UCNAAAUAAAACGCGCGCGUUCGUGUCCGAGUGAAUUAUGGAUUCUUUAAUACUACAAGAAUUGCCGAGAAUCGUGGACGACGGUGCGUUCGGAAAAAAUGUCGAAUUCGUAUCGUUCGAAAAGAAUACGGACACAGUUAGCCAGGACCAAUACAUGUCUGUGGUGUCAUUUGGUACUGUCCUUACAUCGGACGGAUCGAAAUAUAACGUUUUGAUCAAAUGUAAAACCGAUGAUAAAGUGAAACGUGAGCGAUAUAAAAUCGAUUUACAAUUUCACAACGAAAUAUUAAUGUACGAAAAAAUCGUUCCGUUCUUAUUGAUGUGUCGUAGUUCAGUGAUCAGCGGAUUGAGUGGUCCGUCAAUACCACGGUUUUUUUAUGGCCGGAAUAGUUUCGAUGCGUCUGUCGAAAACGAUUUAAUAAUAUUGGAAAAUGUAAAUCCUUCGGGAUUCCGCUUGAGCGAAGAACGCCUGUUUCUAGACUAUGAUCAUCUUGUUAAAGCACUUCAAGCCAUUGCAAAGUAUGUUGCGACUACACAAAAACGAUUUAUAAUAAAGCAAAUUAUUAAACCAACGUGUUCGCAAAGAUUAAAAAUAUUGGUGUGUGGGUAUACGGUGAGGGGUAGGAUUAAAACAUCCNCCCCCCCCCCCCCCAGAAAAAGGUUUUGAAAUUCACCACUGAAAUAUUGUUACACUUUACAAGUUUUUGUAGUAUAUAUUAAAUAAUAUUUUUAGGUAUUUUACCUUUUUUUGUCAUGUUAUUUAUUUACGGGGUACGUGUACAAUUUUGUACAUCAAAACGAUUAUUCGAAUAACAUUAAUCAUUGAAUAAAAAUUAAUAAUCUGUAUUUUAUUAGUGUCGGUUUAAUUAUAUUCAUAUUAUGAUAUAUUUACUUAAAUUUCACGUUUAGGAAUGUGAAGACUAUUUCCUGAGCACACGUCAUAGUAUAACCAAUGCAUUGCUCGCCACGCUACGCUCUGAAUCUUGACGAACUUGAAACUCUCGACCGACCAACAAAUAAAAGUCCUCCCAUACUAAUGAAAUUAUUUGUACCGAUUGGAUUGUAUUUGUUUAUCCUAUGAUGACAUAGGUUACUCUUUUCAUUUUUUUUUUUUAAUGCGCAUAGCUGUUGAAAUUAAAUUUCCUCGUUUAUAGGUACUUGCAAAUUCCUAUUAAAAAAAUUGUAUUCAAUUACUGUGCCAAUAUUGUGUAUUUAUUAUUCCAACAGUUAUUUAUCAAUUUUUGUCGAGUGCAACUAACAAAUAUCUAAUUGACUUUUUGUGAACAUAUUUAUACACCUAUAGAUAAGUGAUUAUAUUGAAGUAUUUUCAAUUACACAUAGAUAGCAUUAAUUUCUCGUAUAGUGCGUGUUGUUACAAAAUUAAAGUGCAAAAAUGUAUCCACAGCAUUCGCGUGGCGGUAAAACGUUUUGCGAAUCAUUCAUACUAUUUGAGAUUUGUUCUACUACAAACCUCGCACAUUGAGGUGUUAUAUCAGGUAUUGAAAAUGUAUACUUUAUCACGAGCGUACAUUUUUCUUCGUGAAUGUCGGACACUUGUAUAUCACUUGUAAAUACCAAAAACACCAAAAAGUCAAUUUCGUAAAAAAAUAUAAUUUUAUAGAAAAUAAUAAUAAAGAUAUUUUUAGGUUAGGCAAAGGAGAAAAUUUCAAUAGUACUUGAUGUUUUACAUAAAAUGUUAAGACAGUUAUUUUUUUUCAAUAAGUGGGAUAAUUAUGCUACUAAUGUUUUUGACGAAGAAUAGUUAACUAGUUCUCAAUAGCCUUAAAUUUGUGGAAACAUAAAACUACAUUUGGCAAUACUAAAAAAUCGAAUACUUUUAUUACGUUUAGAUAAAUAUAAUUGAUACUUUAUAAAACAGUUUUGUUUAUUGCACGGUAAGUAGGUCCAUAAAAUGUAUUCCAUUGCGUUAUAUGAAUUAUUGAUAAUAAUCGAUAAGAGAAGGAGUUAUAUAGUAUUUGGUUAGAAAAUGCAAAAUCAAUUAGUCUUCAAUCCAAUAAGGAAAACAAAACGCGUGCGUUCGUGUCCGAGUGAGUUAUGGAAUCUGUAAUACGACAAGAAUUGCCGAGAAUCGUGGCCGACGGUGCGUUCGGAAAAAAUGUCGAAUUCGUAUCGUUCGAAAAGAAUAAGGACACAGUUAGCCAGGACCAAUACAUGUCUAUGGUGUCGUUUGGUACUCUCCGUACCUCAGACGGAUCGAAGCAUAACGUUUUGAUAAAAUGUAAAACCAAUGAUAAAUUUCUACGCGAGAAACUCAGAAUCGAUAUACAAUUUCACAACGAAAUAAUCAUGUACGAAAAAAUCGUUCCGUUCUUAUUGACGUGUCAUGGUUCAAUGGUCAGCGGAUUGAGUGGUCCGUCAAUACCACGGUUUUUUUACGGCCGGAAUAGUUUCGAUCUGUCCGUCGAAAACGAUUUAAUAAUAUUGGAAAAUGUAAAUCCUUCGGGAUUCCGCUUGAGCGAAGAACGCCUGUUUCUAGACUAUGAUCAUCUAGUUAAAGCGCUUCAAGCCAUUGCAAAGUAUGUUGCGACUACACGAAAACGAUUUAUAAUAAAGCAAAUUAUUAAACCAACGUGUUCGCAACGAAUAAAAAUAUUGGUGUGUGGGUGUACGGUGAGGGGAAUGGUUAAAACAUCCCGAGACACUGAUUUAGUUUUCGUAAAAUUUUUUUUUAAAUAUACGGUACCUUACACAUACAUUUAAAAUACGAGUACAUAUUAUUUUUCUGGUCCUCCUCCCCCCCCCACCCCUCAGAAAAAUGUUUGAAAUUCGCCAUUGAAAUACUGUAACACUAUACUAGUGUUCGUAGUAUAUAUUAAAUAGUAUUUUCGGGUUUUUUUUACCUUUUUUCGUCGUGUUAUUUAUUUACGGGGUACGUGUACAAUUUCGUACGUCCAGACGAUUGUUCGAACAACGUUAAUCAUUGAAUAAAAAUUAACCACGUGUAUUUUAUUAGUGUCGGUUUAAUAAUAAUCAUAUUAUGAUACGUUUAUUUAAAUUUAACGGUUAGGAGCGUUGAGACUAGUGUCCGAGUGUUUGAACGCUCGGUUCGUUAAUACGUGACAAUUGUUUAUGUUCAGGUUUCACGGAUUGUCGUACAUAGCGAAACAUAAGGAUCUAACCGGCUUCCGGGAAGUUAUCAAAGGCGUUAUCGAAAAGAACAAAGCCGUUGACGAGAAGGGAUCGUGGCCACAAAUGCUGUACAACUCGUUACACAAAUUCGGUAAACGGGGCAUAGACCGGUUACUGGAAAGGGACGGCGUUCGAUACCGGGGAAACGAUAACCUACGGCGAUUCGAAGAGCUCAUCAAGGACGGGGUGAAUUCGGCGAAGCGAGCAUACGAGCCUCGCGAACCGUGGUCCGUACUUUGUCACGGUGACUUUAACCGGAACAACAUGCUGUUCCGGUACGACGGCGAUGGCGGACGUCCCGUGGACACGCUGCUGUUCGAUUUCGGCACACCCAUCUACGGAUCUCCGGUGUUGGACCUGUCGUUCUUUCUCUAUAUGAACACCACGCAACAGAUGCGCGAGAGCCGGUUGGACGACUUGUUGAACGUGUAUUGCGCUACGCUAGCCGCCUCCGUCCCCGCGGGCGUCCGGGUUAUGGACCGGGCCGUACUGGACGCCGAAAUGGCCAAAUCGGCGCUUACUGGUUUCGCUUCCGCGUCGUUUUUUCUACCGACUCAGUUGUCCGAAACCUAUUCGCCGCCAACCGAUGUUAGCGAAAAAGGGGUAAUCGAUUUUUUUUUAAACCUGGGCGACACCGCGGGAACCGAAUACGUGGCCGACAUGGUCCAACACAUGGUCGACAUGUCAUAUAUAGAUGUUUAACGGGAUUUCGCGGUUUUUUUUUUUUGUCGUUUUUUUCAAUACAUCGUAUUUUAAUCAACAUAAUAAUUAUUCAAAUAGUUUAUACGAUCAUUUGUAAAUUUAAUCGAGUGUGCAAGGAAUUAUCCUCAUACUUACGAUAUUAUGAUAUUAUGACAUUAUUAAUAUUGUUUCCAAUUAAGAUAUUUUAAUAUUUUGUUUAUAUGUACUAGUUAAUAGCGUGAUAGUUUGGUGCAUAAAAAUGGUUACAACUAGUUUGCGCACAAAUUAUUAUAAGAGGAAUCACGUGCUAACGCAAUAGUAUAUUAACUGUUUAAUAAUUAUUACUAUACGUACGCAGAAAAUGAUAUUGCCGAUAUUAAAGAAUUUAUGAUUAAAACUAAUUUUAUAAGGAAAUCGUUAAAUAAUAAUGUUAGUGAUCAGCAUUAUCGAAAGGAAAUAAUACGAAUAAUUAUUAAACAGGUACCUCCGUGAACAAUCGAUGAAUUCCUUCUAGGGUGUACCUUUUGACAUUUUUUAAAUAAAUUUAAGAUAAAUGACAAAUUCAUUCAAAUGACCGCUUUCCCCAUUUUAUACCGUAAUAUUAUCAACUACAAUUAAUUUCAAAUUUUUAUUGCACCGAGGGCACAUUUUUAACCAACACAGAUAAGUUAUUAUAUUCGGUGGCAUUUCUAAGAUUGUGUUAGUGGAAAGGAAGAUAUGUACGCCAACGAAUGGUUGCAUGAAAAAUAAUCUGCGCGCAAACUGUGUUUGCCCCAUAGAAUGAGCUUGAUAACCGUUGUAAAAUUACCAAUAUGUAUAAGUAGUUUAUGGAUUCAUAUCAUCAAUAUUUAUAACUCGCAUAAUCAUAAUAUCGCAAACAAAUUCUUAAAUGCCGUAAAACGUUUAGUAAUAACUUAAAUACUUGUUGAUAAAAAAUUGUGACAUGUGAUAGCGAAAUGCUACUGAUGUUCCCACUGAUGUUCGUUUUUUUUUUAUUCAAUAUAACACAUUUUAAAUAGCAUAAUAAUUAGUAUCCAUAUAGUUAAUACAAUUAUUAGACAAUAUGACUAGAUAAUGUGAUUAUGCAAGUAAUAAUCCUUAAACUUAUUAUCAAAAAAUAAAUAUUGUUUUUAAUUAUGAUGUUUAUAUUAAUAAUUAGGUAUAUUACUAUAUGGCUUUUUGAUAAAUAUUAAUAGGCUUAUCUAUACUUACUGUGUUAGAAUGGGAUUAGCACAACAUUUAUGGUUCUUAUUAUUUGGAUUCUAUGAUAAAACUAAUACAUUUUUAAAUAAUCAAUGAUAUAACUCGUAGUAUUACCCGGUUUUGCUCACGAGCAAUUUGCUAAUGAAAAAUUCUUCCUUUUUUUCAAGUGGAGUCUACAAUGUUUUACCGCGAGUCAGUCAAGGCGAAACGAGCUGGUCCAUUUAUUAAAUCGUGAGAAACAAAAAAUGCAAUUUAAACAUACGAUUUGCAAAAUUAAAUAAUAUAUCGAAAAACAGGAUUGUCUGUUGAUAACUUUUAUUUUAAGACAAAUUUUCAACAAAUUUUAAGCCAAUAGGUACAUUGUAUAUUUGUCAACACCAAAAAUAAAAAGAUAUUUAUUUUGUUUAAAACAAUUUUUUACACAGAAAAUCUAAUUAAAUAAUUUUUAACAGUUACAAUUUAAUUUUUAAAUACUCAUUAGACAAUACACCCAUUCUAUAAACCUAUAAUACUAAUCUGCGCUCUAUUUCAUUAUUCACAGAUUUUAAUUCAUCAAUUCAUCUGAACGUUCAUUCAAUUUUCUUGUUCAACAAACAAAAUUACAAAGGAUUUCAGUCAUUUUUGCAACAUUGUAUUUCGGUUUUUUGAUUUUACAAUAGGUAAUUGAGAAAAUACUUUCUUACAGCUACAACUCGUGACAAAUAUGGUAUCAAAAUCUAUUAAAACCUUUUUAAAAUUUGAAAGUAUAUUUUGUCAUUAAUUUUUUUUUGAAAGUCAAUUGUUAACUGCUUUUGUUGAUAAGCCAUUUGGA
This is a messenger RNA of Cinara cedri, 5845 nucleotides long. The record is from the annotation of a GenBank genome assembly. Lineage: Eukaryota; Metazoa; Arthropoda; Insecta; Hemiptera; Aphididae.